AUGCAAAAGUAUAUUACUACCAGUACGAACGAUUUUGGUGGUGGAGAUUAUCGAAUAGUUGAAAAAGAGUAUGCUGAUAGGAAAGUAAUUUAUCAUAUUCCUAUAGAAUAUGGUGAUGAAUAUGAUUUGAAUGAUGAUGAUGAUGAAACGACAUUCGAACAAUCAGGAGGCUCGUUCCUACAACCACAACCAACACGAGUACAUAAACAACAUCAAACUCAGUUAAGAACCAAGAGACAAACUUACAAUAAUUACGCUGAUGUCGAUCAAAAUCAUUAUUAUGAGGAUGAUGACCCGUAUGACACAUACGAACUUAUCCAAUAUGGUUCACGAUCUGGUCCUAGACGUCAAAUUAUUAAGAAAAAUAUCGUUGUUGAGGAGGACAACGGUUAUGAUGAUAAUCAAAUUGAAUAUGUCGUGGAAGAGAGAUCACGACCUCAAUCCAUCAAACAUGUUCAACGUCCAAUGCGUCGUGUCGCCUCUACUGUCGUCGAUGAUAAACCUCAAUUUUCUCAACGACCGCCACCCAGAACAAUCGUUCAUGAAAAUGUCAAACCCGUUACAAAUCAAGGACAUCGUAUCAAGGCACCUUUCAACAAUCCUCUCCCACCACCUGCUCCUGCUAAGAAUCAUUUAAAUACUCACUCGUACGAAGAAACAAUGCAAAUUAUUCUAGCUAAUCGAGCGAAACGCGGCUCGAAAUUACCAAAACCCAAACGUGAAGUUGAACAAGCAAAGUUUUAUGAUCCGCCACAACCAAGUAAAAAUAUUGUUAGAAAUGGUUUUAUUGUUCAUAAAUAA
Molecule: messenger RNA, 801 nt
Organism: Didymodactylos carnosus
Lineage: Eukaryota; Metazoa; Rotifera; Eurotatoria; Philodinida; Philodinidae
Source: the annotation of a GenBank genome assembly